AUGUCCCGCCAUCCUCUCACCGUCGAGAUCUCCAACGAAGUGGACCUCACCAUCAACAAGGUCCUCCCCCACGACAAGGUGUUCUCCAUCCAGGUGGGACACCGUCUCUUCCGUGCCAGUGGCUUGUCGUUAUCCUCCGACAGCCCGUCGUAUUUUACCAAGUUCUUCAGUGAGGACGCAAACAAAGACAAAGUGCUCUUUCUCGACAGAAACCCCAGGAUCUUCGAGAUGAUUUACAACCACCUCCAGGGCUAUCCGCUAGACAUCAACAACGACUACGACUUCGUGCAUUUGUGGCUGGACUCGCUCUACUUUGGGCUCCGGAAGCUCCAGAAGUUCCUCAUCAGCGAAGACAUCUUCGCCAACGUCGGCAACAGAACGUUCAAGAUCGCCAAAAGCCUCUUUGUAAACACCGGAAACUAUCCCAACUACUUCACAGUGUUGUACGACGGGUUGUUCCACGAAAACAUUGACCACAUCGUGGUCAAAGGCAUCCUCAGACCGCCUCCGUUGCGUCCAGCAACUGUGUGCAGAUCACCAGACUUGUUUGCUGACUUGAUAGGCUUGCUAAGAGGCAGCCUGGACGUGAUCAGAAAUGAUGAACAUCGUAGGUUGUUGAUACGGGAGUGCAAGUACUACCGGUUCUUGGAAUUGGAACAGAGAAUUGUCAAGCACAAAAUCAUCAACAACCCAUUUUCACCCUAUCGUCAAGAGAUUGUCAUUGAUCUCUUCGAUAUCCACCCUAAGGGUGUCGUCAACGACUCUCCGCCCGACAAGCUCAAGGAAGUACCUUUGAAGUACCAGCGACCAUUUUUGUCCAAAGAGCCAAAACGAAGCUUGAUCUUCCAGUUGGACACCACUGCCAAUCCCGACAUUUUGGGCUACUCGGAGGUAAAACUUGUUUUGAACAAAAACGUUCAUGUUCCCAUCGUGCACAUCACCCACAAGCUAGCUACCAGAAUGCAGUAUGCGUUUCAAGAGUUUAGUGGCGAGUUUACCACUCAGGAAAUAUCUCCUUUUCCCUGUAUUAUAUUCACCCUGGGUUUCGCUGGGUGCAAGUCCAUCAUUAAUGGAAGGGAGAUGAAGGAGCUGUGGAUUCACGAUAUCAUUGGAAAGGACGAAAAAGCCGGCUCCGAACCUCCAGCAAAAAAGAGAAAAGAGGUUGAGGGAGACUUGAUUGAGUUCCGCUUGACCCGUUCGUUGUGGAGAAUGGUCAUGAGAGGCAAGAUGGCAAGAGUGCAUGCGGUUUCCAUCGAGGGGUUCACUGACCAGACUGAGUUCUUGCGGAACGAGUUGGACUUCUUGUAA
Suhomyces tanzawaensis NRRL Y-17324 is the source of this 1308-nucleotide messenger RNA. RefSeq lists its product as uncharacterized. Lineage: Eukaryota; Fungi; Ascomycota; Pichiomycetes; Serinales; Debaryomycetaceae. The transcript has a single exon. Bases 1 to 1308 code for a protein of 435 amino acids. Gene Ontology annotation, molecular function: protein binding. The record is from RefSeq and is a predicted model, not a curated record.